Zasmidium cellare ATCC 36951 is the source of this 1017-nucleotide messenger RNA. RefSeq lists its product as uncharacterized. The transcript has a single exon. NCBI's taxonomy places the organism in Eukaryota, Fungi, Ascomycota, Dothideomycetes, Mycosphaerellales, Mycosphaerellaceae. The record is from RefSeq and is a predicted model, not a curated record. The coding region runs from base 1 to 1017 and encodes 338 amino acids.
AUGCAGGCCCUCAAAGUCGCAGGAUGUAUCCCUCCACUAUUAUACUCUCAACUCUUCGUCCACAUACCUUACCCAACAUCAGACUUCUCAGGACAGACCAUCAUCGUGACAGGCUCCAACACCGGUCUGGGCAAGGAGGCCGUCCGUCAUCUCGUCCGCCUCGGAUCAAAGAAGGUCAUCAUGGGAGUGCGUACCGUCUCGAAAGGCGAAGCUGCAGCCGAAGACAUCAUCAACAGCUGCAAUGUCAAAAGCUCGAUAAUCGAGGUCUGGCAGCUCGAUAUGGCUGAUUCGAAAUCUGUCCAAGCCUUUGCCGAACGAGCGAGAGGGCUGGAGCGAUUGGAUGCGGCCAUUCUCAAUGCAGGGGUACAGUCUAUGAAGUGGUCCACUGCGGGCAGUUACGAAUCACACAUCGCCAUCAAUACGAUCAAUACCACUUUGCUCUCGAUGCUUCUCUUGCCGAAGUUACAAGCCAGCGCCAGGACCACAGGCCAACGAGGCCGUCUCACAACCGUCGGCUCGGAUCUCAUGUACUUCGCCAACCUGAGAGAACUCGAAACAGAAGGCAACAUCCUCAAAAAACUCAGCGACGAAGCACAAUCCCGUUCUUGGAUCGGCCAGCGCUACGCUCAGAGCAAAAUCCUCCUCUUCUGGCUGAUUCGUGAGCUCGCGAACCGUAAUCCCCUCACGCAAGACUCAGACGUCCUCAUCACUGUCGUGACACCCGGCGGCUGCCAGAGCGAUUUAUUCAGAGACGAUAUCGGUCCGGUCGGCAAGGCGGUAUUCAAAUUCAUCUCGGGAUGUUUCAACCGCACGACUGAGGUGGGCGCGAGGACGUAUGUUCAUGCCGUUAGUCCUGAGCUGCCGGUGGAGGCUCAUGGGAGGUUUCUGAUGGAUGCGAAGAUUGCUGCGAAUGGGAUGAAUGUUACUUCUGUGCAGGGAAGGAAUCUGGCGAAGAAGUGGAAUGAGGAGAUGUUGGAGAUGUUGCAGAGGGAAGUCGACCUGGACGCAGGAAGCUGA